UCUGUACACGCCGGGCUGACUCCCUCUCCACGCCGCUGGGCAGCCGCCGAUCACGCGUGGCCCCCGCUCGCCCAUUGGCCGCGGCCACACACACCUUUGCCGGCGAUUGGCCGCCUCCCGCGCCCGCCUCCCCCGAUGCCGAACUGGGGAGCCGCCACCUGAAUGGGGAGCUGCAAAAAGAGAAAAAUAAAGGCAGCACCCAGCAGAGAGCGCCCGGGGCGGCGGGGGGAGAGAGAAGGCGCUUAGCAACAGCCAGGGCUGGGGACACAAAUAAAGGGCUUCCAGUAAGACCAUGCUGAAUUUUGGAGCGUCCAGUUUCCAGGUAGCUGAAGAAAGAAUGGAGCAGCAAGUUAAAAAGUGUUCUUGGAAUAAAACCACUGAAAAAAGUGAUUUUGAAGCUGUGGAGGCUCUGAUAUCCAUGAGCUGCAGUUGGAAAUCAGACUACAAGAAGUAUGUUGAAUUGAGACCGAUAACUCCAGCAUCAGAUAUAUCAGAAGAAUUCGAGGAUAACCUGCAACCUGCUGUUGACUUUCAUGCAAUAUCAGCCUUUUGUUUGACUCCGCCCUACAGCCCUUCUGACCUUGAAAUGUCUCAAGCAAUUAAUCCGGCAUCACCAUCAGCUGUACAGAGCAAGUCAGUUACUAACAUGUCCGGUCAAACUUCUCCCUCUGCUGUUAAAGAGACUGACAAAGUCUCAGCAUCAAGAGAGAUGAAAGCUCAGGCAACAAGUGUUAUUCGCCACACCGCGGAUGCUCAGCUUUGCAAUUGCAGAACCUGUCCCUCGAGAGCAGCCAGCAUUCUGAAUUGUCAGGAUGGUAACGAGAAGAAAACAAGUCAACAGGAUGAUGCUGCAGCAAGUGAAAAUCCACCGUGUGAAAAUGUGUCACUGAAUACUGCGCUUGCUGCAAAUGUCAAGCUGCCUGAUGUGCAAGAUAAAAUAUGUCCGAUGCUAACUGUUAACCCAGUGCAUUUUGCCCAGCCUGCACUUAACUGUACCCUACCAGUCCAUGGAUCAGCGCAGCUGCCUCCUUCGCUGGUAGUUCCUACAUCUCCUGUACAAGCUGGCGGAGUCCCUUCUAUGCCAUUAGUCUGUCAGAUGGUUCCACUGUCUGCUAACAACUCCCUUGUGACAACAGUAGUUCCCAGCCCCCCUUGCAGUCAACUACCAUCAAACUUUUGCCAGCCAAUGGUGUUUAUGGGAACUCAGGUUCCCAAAGGAGCUGUUAUGUUUGUCGUGCCCCAGACUGUCGUUCAGAAUCCUAAAGCUCCCAUAAUCAGUCCUAAUGGCACCAGACUUUCUCCUAUUGCUCCUGCUCUGGGUUGUACUCCUGUUGCAAUGAAGAUCACUCCAUCCGUUGAUUCUCUGAGAAUAAGAAGUCAUAUUUGUAACUAUCCGGGAUGUGGAAAAACUUAUUUCAAGAGUUCCCAUUUGAAAGCCCAUGUGAGAACUCACACAGGAGAGAAGCCGUUCAGUUGCAGUUGGAAAGGCUGCGAGAGGAGGUUUGCACGUUCUGAUGAACUGUCUCGCCAUCGCAGAACGCACACGGGUGAGAAAAAAUUUGCCUGCCCUAUGUGCAAUCGUCGGUUCAUGAGGAGCGAUCACUUAACGAAACAUGCACGUCGCCACUUAUCAGCUAAGAAGUUACCAAACUGGCAAAUGGAAGUGAGCAAGCUAAAUGAUAUUGUUGUACCACCUAAUGCUGCACCUGCAAAGUGAAGUAUUGCCAUCAGAAGAUACUGUCAAAUAACUGUUGUUACUAUGAUUGGCAUAAUGUCAAACCAACUUUCAAAAUAAGUCUGUGGUUCUACAGUGUCAGCCGUUGAUGGCUGUUAGAACAGACAGUGGUGAUGACUCUGAUGUACUCCUGGGGGAAAAAACAGUCAUAGGGGACAGUCGGUUUCUCUUGUGCAGGGAACAGAGAAAUGUAAGUGUCAAGCAAGAGUGAAAUUCUUAACACAGGAAAACCACUUGUAUGCACUAUAGAUCAACCCAAGUAUAAGCCAGAUGUAUGUUCUUAGGCUUAAACCCGGAGAGGAAUAAACAGUCUAGUACAGAACCAGGUAAUGUGAGUUAUACCAAAGUGCUGUAACCUCAUUUUUAGGCAGCAGAUAAUGUUUGAUUCAUUCUCCUUUGUUGUUCAAGGCCCAGUCAUCCUUUGUUGUUCAAGGUCCAGUCAUCAGAGUGGUGAAACUCUGGUUAUCAGCCUUGUGAUUAUAUCCAUCCCUUAGCAUAUCAAAUGUAGCUAAUUUUGCCAACUUAAAAUGUUAGGCAUUGAAUUGAUUCAGGAAAUGUCACAUGGAUGGGGAAGGUUGACAAACCCAAAGUUGAUCCAUUUCAUGCACAUCUGAUAAUAUUUUUGCUAUUCCUUUUGAAAACAUCAUGAUUAGUGCUAUUAGCUGUACUUCAGCAUCUUCUGAUGCGUCUGCUUCUACGUUGCUUAUGGUUUCGUUUAUACAAUGACAUUCUGUACCGUUGAAUUUUUCAAAUCUUGCUACAGUGCACUUUGUUUAAAAUGUAAUCUUAAGAGCAAAUGGAGGCUGUUUUGUGGAGGAAGGACAAGAGUAGUAUGUUACGCUACUUUCUGAAAAUAUUGCUCUGGAAGAUAUACAUCUGUCGUAAGCUAAGUGGCCUUUAUAUGUUGAAGAUGUUAUGAUGUGUUAAAUCGGAAAUGAGGGGUUGUUUGAGAAGCGAAAGGAUGUCAAGAUACCAAAUUAGUACACCAUGAUUAUUAAAACCAGUUUUCUUGGUGGUUAUUUCCAUCUUCUACACUAUUGGUGAAGAAUAAACUGCUGGAGAGUGGUAUAAUAUCUAUUUUGUGACUACUUUAGAAUUUUGCACAAUAUUUCUUAUAUUGUACUUUAUACCUUGUUUACAAUAAAUAUCCAGUUUUGUGUAAUACA
Sphaerodactylus townsendi is the source of this 2901-nucleotide messenger RNA. RefSeq names its product Kruppel like factor 10 (gene KLF10). Gene Ontology annotation, biological process: regulation of transcription by RNA polymerase II. Lineage: Eukaryota; Metazoa; Chordata; Lepidosauria; Squamata; Sphaerodactylidae. Gene Ontology annotation, molecular function: DNA-binding transcription factor activity, RNA polymerase II-specific; RNA polymerase II cis-regulatory region sequence-specific DNA binding. The record is from RefSeq and is a predicted model, not a curated record. Bases 293 to 1717 code for a protein of 474 amino acids. The transcript has 4 exons.